AUGCCGGCAAACCGGAUGAAGCUGGGGAUGCUAGGCGAACCGGACGGAGCUGGGGAUCCGACGACCGACAGAUGCGCCACAACCGGCAGCGUACCUGUGACACCAUCAACCAAAGGUAUGUCCGAAUUCCAUAUCCUCAUCGGCGCCUCUGUCCCUCACCCCUCUCUUCGAUGGCGGCGGGAAGUUGAAUAUCCAGGUGCGGACAAAUCCCAUGGUCAAUUUGGUGGUGGUUGUUCUGCAAAAGAGAAGCGGUGGUUCCGCGUAUUCAGACUGGAUCUGGGCGGCUGCGGAAGUAAGGAGAAGAGAUGA
This is a messenger RNA of Linum trigynum, 309 nucleotides long. NCBI's taxonomy places the organism in Eukaryota, Viridiplantae, Streptophyta, Magnoliopsida, Malpighiales, Linaceae. The record is from the annotation of a GenBank genome assembly.